GACGUGUGUGUAUAUAUACGAAUGCGAGACUCGCAUUGCGAGUAAUGAAUGGCAGAAAUACAAAAGAAAACAGAAUCAAAUACACGGAGCGACCAUCCGAAAAUAGACAAAAAAUCAUUUAGUUUUUACUUGAUGUUGUUUUUAUUUUUUGCGGUGCGUGUUUAAAAUACAACGCUGAAAAGAUAUUGUGUACAUACAAUAACAGCAGUAAACCAAAAACAUAUGACAAUUGAGCAAGAGAUAGAGUGCGAACUCCAUGUGCGACAAACAGUACAAAGCUUACGACCACACUGCGAAUCGUUGAUUCUGUUUUUAGGUUUAGCUGGCAGAGGCAAAAAUCAGCGCCAGAAUCUGUUGAAAACAGUGCAAGUAAACAAAAUACCCACACAUACACGGCGACUGACAUAGUGAGCAUUGCGACGCCGUCUUGUUGUUGUUGCUGUCAUCGCACACAGUGAAACGUUUCGAUCGAUACAACUCCGGUUGGCUCUUUCCCACUCGCAUUGCUUAUGGAGUGGAGCGAGUGUGGCGAGCAUACGGUUGCCAAGUGCCGUUUCGACAGUGUGUUGCGAGUGAGUGGGAACCAAAUAGCAAAUCCAAACGUAUGAACCGAAUGAAAAAUCUCUACAGCUGAGCGUAGCUGGGUGUAUAAAGUGCGGUAGUACGGUAUGGUUCGUAGGAAUCAAGACAGCAGUAGAAGUACCGAUAAACCAUCGCCUAUAUAUGUUUUGCUUUGUUUCACAACGUUACUGCGCUGUGAGUCUUCACCGUGCAUCGUUCGUCAAAUUACAUACACCACGCGCACAAUGUGCUCAUAACUUCCAAAGUGAAAGAAAAAAGAAAAGAAAUAUAAACUCGCGAACGAAAAAAUAAUAAUAAUAUAAUCAACCAAUGGAAAAGGGGAAAAAAAGCAGUAACGAAAUAUAUUUUUCUUGAUCGAAUUAACCCGAUAAGAAAGUGCUCUUACACGCGAAUUAUAAUCCAAAUAGUUUGUUCAGUGUGUGUUUGGUGAAUAAUAACAAUAAUAAGUGGCGAGGAAAUGCUCGUGUAACGAAAUAAAAUUGUCAUCAAGAACUUCCUAUUGUAAUAAAUAUUGCGUGAAACAAAAUCUACGUCGUCCAAAACAAAGAAAGAAGAAACAAACGUAUUGGAAAAGGAAACUUGAACUCUCGCGGUGAUUAAAAUUUCUGUGUGUCGUCGUUGUUGUUGUCGUUUGCCAAUCGCAAUGCAAAAGCCGACAAGUCAAAUAAAAUUGAAAUGAAUAUUAUGGCCGUGUGAAUCAAAGCACACAAAAGCAAAGCAAUUACUAUUCAAAUGAAUUGUUAGUAUUUUGUCUGAUUGGUGCUAGACGACAGAAAGAAAGAAACAUCUCUGUGUGCGACUUAAUGAUUCAAUAAGAGACUGACAAAUCGCAUUUUCUGUGUAAAGAUAAAUGAAUGAAAAAAAAUUAAAAUAGCUACAUAGAGACGAAAUUAAAGUAAGAGCGACAGUGUGUGAGAGAGAAUUUACGUAUGAAUUUUCAAUUGAUUCUGUAAAUAAAAAUGUUUGAAGGAUGAUGUGACGCAUAUCUGUGUGUCCAUAUUCCAAUGACUUAAAGCGCUGAUUAAAAAUAGAAAUUUUUGCUCGUGUGUCUGUUGGCUGAAGGAAAAUCGAUUUGUUAUUCGCUCGUUUCAUUCGACGCUUUUAUAUAUCAUUCGAACUCUUCCGCAAAAACUAUAACUCAAGAAUAGAUACAAAAAGGAUAGAAAAGGGGGAAAAGUAGCAGAGAAAAAAGAAAAACUAAGAGAAAAACAUUGUUUUGGUCUUAUCGGAUAAAGUGGAAAACGACCAUUUGCUCUGUCUCUCUGUGUGUGUAUUUGUGUGUCAGUUUCACACCGAACGCAUACUAGAACGGCAAGGACACACCAUCGCGACGACAACGACGCCAACGACAGCAACAACAAAACCAUUUGUAGCACGCUGUACGUUGAAGCUCUGACAAGUGUUCCUUUCGUUCCGUAAACAUUGCUCAAAGCAUUGAACAAUCCGGCUGCGUUUUUUCUUCUAAUUUCCGUAGUCCGAAGUGACAAAAAGCGAUCGCUCCAAAACACAUUUUGUCUAAACAAAUUUGCAACACAUUCUUUUUUCUUUCGAUACAAUCACUUGCAGUGCGGCGUAAAGUGUAAUUUGUGUUUCGGAUUAUUUUUUUUCUCUGUUAUGUUCAUGAUAACGGAUAUACGAGCGGAAAUUUUUACUCUUUUCUUCAAGCGGUGUGCAUCCUGUAUGUGUGUAUAUUCAUUGAUUCGACGAUAGGUCCGUUCUAAUUUAUUCAUUUAACAUCUAAUUUUUCUACUUGGCCACAUUCCGUUGCGAAAGGGGAUCUUCCUUGUGCAGACCGAAGGCUAGAUAGAGAGAGAAAGAAAAAAAAAUCUUCUAUCUCGUUUGACUUUACAGUCCGUUGCACAGAAGUAUUGACCUCGCAAAUGCAAACACAGUGCCCGAAAGAGUGAAUCGGCAUUUGUUUGCGGGCAAUAACACAUAUACACACAUACGCUGCGAAGUAGAACAAUGAAAAGGGAGACGGAAAAAUCUUGAUUGCUGAUACUGAUGCCAACACCGUUUGAUGUAAUUCCAGCUCAGCAAUAAAAAAAAAGACGCGAGCUCAUGCAAAACGAUAAAUCCUAACAGCAGCAAAAAAAUUGUUCUGUUGCAAGCAAGUAUUCUAGAAUUGGUAACGCCAAAACAAAGCAAAAACAUACCGCAAAAAUCCCAUUAACAAGUGUGGACAAGAAAAACAAAUUUUCACACAUUUCAUUUAAUGUAGAUAUGGCAAGCAUGUGCAAAUACCGCAACAACAGUGCGUUGCCCCAAAGUGUUAUGUAUUUUGGAAAAGAGUGAUUGUGUGUGUAUCAUUUAGUAGAGAGGCCGGAGAGACCACGUUGCUUUAUUUAUUACGCUCUUUGUUUUAUUUUUAUGUUGUUUAUUGACAUUACGGACAAAAUAGGCGAUAACAGUGAUAACACACGCUAAUUUAAUAAACAAGGAAAAAAACAAGAACGAAUACGUACAGCCCCAAUCCAGUUCGGCAUACGUCAAAACAUCGAGUAGCCGUUAUUUGAAACAUUCAAUCGACUGCAGUUCACAAGCUUAUUGCAUUGUUUACCAACACCAUCGAAUGAACCGAAUCGAACGAAUCAAUACACCUGGCCCUGGAGCAGACAACAAUUUUCCAUCGAGAAAGAAAAAACUGCAUAAUUUGACUGGCCGGUAGAAUCUGUUUUCCAUUUCUGAAUUACUUUACACACAUCGACAAACCGAGAACCAUUCGAACCACGUACAAAAUAUUUUCACAGAAGUGUCAUAAAAGUUUCGAGAGUUCGUGAUCGGAAACUGGGCCGAAAAGUUUGACAGCAGAUUGUACAAGCAGUUCAUCAGUGUCAUUCGCAUUCAGGACCGUCGCCACACCGAGACUUGCCACUCAAUUUCGGUGCUGGGUUCCGUGUCUAGCAGCCGUGAACUGUCUCUCUCUCUCUCUGAUGGCAAUGUGUGCAUCGUUUCGGCUUGGCGCUGUUCUGCGUAAACAUCGUGUUGCUUCACGUCAAUCACAAGCUGCGCUAAUCAUCAACUACCACAGUCAUUGCAACGUGACGAGAAACUUCGAGGCAUCCAAUUUCUGAAAUCGUUGUGGACUCUGUGUGUUUUUUGUAUGUGUAAUUUCUGCUGUUACGUUCGGCGAGCGCACGAAACGUGUGUCAAUUCAUUUUUGAAUGGUUAGAAUUGUGAUUUCAAACCAGCAUUCAUUCAACUGUAAUUUAUCCAUCAAACACACGUGCGUUUUACUAAUUGUUCUUCAGAAAGAACCAAAAACUGUGUCAAAUCGUGUAACAAUGAAGGAUUGCAAAUUCCGCUAAUAACGCUUUAGAUCGCGAAUGUAUGGUGCAAAAACGAAUUUAUGGUUGAAAAAUAUGAACGUUCGGUUUCGCACUAACCCAAAUAAAUAACAAUUCCAAAUAAAAUCGUAUUUAUGUUGACGCUAGCAACAACACAUGCACACACACACACACACAAAAAAAAAACCUAAUAUACAAAUUACUUCACAAUCAGAUGAUAAUAAUUUCACAAUAAAUACGCCAAUUUAAAAUUAAAUUCGUUUUCAUGACGCAACACAAGCGGCACAUACUAAGUCGCAGUGUGUAGAAAAAAAGGUGUGCAAUUGGUGCGAUACUGUUUUUUUUCCUCCGCUCUUACUCUGCGGUGACAUUCAUUGAUAAAACUGAUUGAGUGCGCUCCGUGAAAAUAAUACCAUGAAAUAAAUCCGUGUGCAAUGAAAAAUGGAUUCUAGCUUAACUGCAUCGAAAGUAAUAUAUCUUCCGCGGGAGUGAAAGACGUGAAACGAACAAAAAAAAAACAACAUCCAUUCGCAUUUCCACAUUCGCUCGUUUUGUGCGUGGAUAGAACUGUGUUUUGCUGGCGCACAAUUUUGCUGGGAUAGUGAGUGAACGGAAAAAAAAACAAACGAAAUAAACAUUUGCUCGGUGUGAUUUUUCUCGAAUUGAGAAUAACACAUUUUUUUUCUUCGUUUUGUGCUCUUCGCUUCGCUUCUGUUAAAUAAAUUUAUUUAUGCUGUAAUCGUUUAUUGUUCCUUAAUCGUAUUAAAUGUGCGCAAGCAAAUAGCGUCGGUACAUGCGAUUCCUAUAUAUAUAUUUUUUUUUAUUUCUGCUGAUACAGUCGAUAUAAUAUGUUAUAUGUGCAUUAAAUGUUUUGUGUUGUAUGAAAUUUUCGAUUUUUCUGUUUCGCGUUUGCCGUGUAUUUAUAUUCAUGCUGGUUACGCAGUGCUUCCAUGGAUUUUCUGCUGAGUCUGACGAUAUAUUGAAAACGGUGCCGAGAACAUGUAAAGAGCCAAAAUAGACACAUUUAUUAUUAGUGCGAUAUUUUCGAUGCGCGGAUUUUUUUUCUGUUUUGUUUUAUUCACUCAAAGCUGAAAUAAAGAAAAAAAAAAUCUCAUUUUUUUCAUUUAUCGUCGUCGUUGUUAUUAGUGCCUGUUCCUGUGGUUUCAAAAUAUUUUUUUUUUAUUUGUGUCGCGUACCAGGCCCAGCAACAGUGCGUCAGUGUUGGACUGGAAAAAAGAAUCCGACAUCGAAGUGCGAAAAGUGAAUGUGCCGUGAAUAUUGGUUUUCAUUACAUUCGCAUUACAUUAUCAGCGCCAGUGACAGUGACAGUGACAUUGAUCGUGCUUCCAUAGAUAGCGAAACGUUUCGUUGAAAAAGCGUAGACGGUGGUGGCAAUAAAGCUGUGAUUAUCAUCUGUCAUUUUCUCUGCAGAGCAAGAAAAACCGUGGGCUAAGUGUUUGCUGAGCUCUUACCGUGUGUGCUAGAGAGAGACUCGUUUUAUGUUUGAAAAUCAUCGAAAACUCACGUCCAAGCCCCAAUACAUGCAACCACACACGCAAAUUGAUAAGUAGAUUCGCUGAAGAGACACCGACGGCGAUUACAACAACAAAAACUUAAGAGCUUUUGCGACGCGCGCACGCGAAACAGAGAGAGAUGAACAAGUAAACGAAGCAAGUGUGAAAUUAUGUACACCUUUCAACAUCAUCUCUUUGCUUAACGCAAUAAAUAAUGACAUGAAAACACAUCUUUCGCAUUGAUCUAUUAAAACUCAAUUGGAACAGCGCAAUGCCAAAUCCAUGAAUAAUUUCGUGCAAAAAUACGGAUUCUAAAGUGAGAGACUCUUGUGCACAUACACACAUCUCGCGUUGUCAAAUAAAUAAAUAAUAAGUUUUAAGUGACGGGAAAAGCGAAAAAAAAAAAACAAAUAUACAUACAGAAAUGCACACAGAUUCUUUCGAGUUUAUUGACAAUAAAUAAUUUUGUGACGAUUUAAAUUCAACUGAUACUCUUCAUGCCAAAUUUUUAAGUAGCCAACAAUUUGAUGUGUAACCAAUGAUUUUCAAUCUUCCGCUAUUCUAAUAAUGAAUAUUUAGAAGGAGACCAAAACAGAAAAAAAACAAAGAAACGACUUGGCAACUGAAUUAAGUGAUUUGUGAUAUUAUUCGUUAAAUUAUUCUCCAUAAAUCGGUAAUUCUUCCAACUCAAGCACUCUUCGAUUAAGCGUUAAGUAUUUUAAUCAGUAGCUAAACGAAAGAAAAAUAAAUAGAAGGGAAGAAAUUCUCGCUAAAUGAAAAAGAAAUUAAUUUGUCGUUAAAUUACGUUAAAUUUCGUUAAUUGCAUUCGUUUUACCCCAUUUGUGCUAAUUUUAACUGCUAUUCAGCUCAAAAGACUCUUCAAUUUAAUGAACGAAGUGAAAAACGCAUAAAAAACGCUCGCUAGACAGAAACUCAAACCUAUAAAACUCAAUGAAAAUUGGUGUUCAAAUUGGUCGAAUUUACGUUUUGUUAGUAUAUUUCGUGCCAAAUAAAUUGGUUAUUUUGUGAAUCUACCUGCUGGUGCGCGCACUUUUUUUUUUGCUGUAUAUUUGUUUAUUGUGUAAUCAGUUUACAAAUCUUUUUUGGUUCAUAAAUUUGCUGACGCUAUUUUAGCGCUGCAGACGGUGAGCCGAUUUGCUAGCGCACAUUUAACAAAAAACCGAGAAAGAGUUGGAGUUAGUUUGGCAGUCAUUGGCGCAGUAAAUGCUGCCGAUGAACAUUAAAAGCGUAACAGUAAACGUAAUAUUUAAGGCUACUUUAUAACCAAAAACAGCUUUGGCCGUGCAUCAAACGAACCGGCACAAACUCAACCGAGUAGUAGUGAAACGGUCGCGUUUUCGAUUUAAUUAGAAAGCAAUUGUGAUUGCAUCUGUUGAAAUAAUUCGACCACAAAUAUUAAAUCUGGACUGACAGGGAGGAGCAAAAAUGGGUCUGAUGAGAUCAAUGAAGUUAAAAGAGCGUUUGGCCGUUGGCCUGGGCGUAUCACUGGUGUUGAUUACCAUUCUGCUUAUAGCCGACUUGCAAAUGGAUAUGAAUAUGUCAAAGGGUCAUUUAAUGUUGCCGCCGCCGAUGCAUGCAAAACUCGUUGCACCAAAUGAUUCGGAUCGAAACGGUGUAUUUUCAGCAUUCAAAGAAAAAUUUCAAUUAGGAAAUUUGAUAAUGCCCAGGGUGCAAACCGUAUUGUCAGUGGAACAGAGUGGCGAACAGCAUACGGUUACAACAGCACGGACGACUUUUAAGCCAAAAGAUAAAUUCGAAGACCUAAAAGAAGCCAUUCGAAAGCUGAAAACCAAUGAUGAGAAAACCUCAAAGCAAGCAUCCAGCGAAUCGGAAACAUUUCCAACGCUUGGCGAACUCCUCAACAUGCAUAUAAAUGAAAAUUCAACGAACUUAGAUAAAUUUCACCUGGAAAUUAGACAGAAUGAACUGUAUCCAGAGAACUCAACUUUAGUCGAUAAAUUAUUACACGAUAUGGCAACGAAUCAGGUUCAACAUGCUGAGCAAAAAGAAGGCGGCACUCAACUGAAACUAAUAAUUGAUUAUGGCAACAAUUUUGAAGCCCUCUUCAAACCAAUGAGGUUUCCACGUGAACAACAAACGUUACCAAAUCAUUUUUAUUUCACUGACUUUGAACGACACACAGCUGAGAUUGCUGCAUUCCAUUUAGAUAGAAUUUUAGGUUUCCGAAGGGCGAUGCCAGUUACCGGCAGAACAUUGAACAUUACUACCGAAAUUUAUCGAGUUGCCGACGAAGAUCUACUGAAAACAUUCUUCGUAUCGCCAUCAAAUAAUUUAUGCUUUCAUGGGAAAUGCUCGUACUACUGUGAUACAUCUCACGCCAUUUGCGGCAAUCCCGAUAUGCUUGAGGGUUCGUUUGCGGCAUAUCUUCCCAAAUUUGAUAGGUCAACACGAAAGGCUUGGCGUCAUCCGUGGCGAAGAUCAUAUCACAAACGAAGAAAAGCAUCAUGGGAAACCGACCAAGAUUAUUGUAGUAUGGUGAAAGAUAUUCACCCGUAUAGCGAGGGUCGUCGAUUAAUCGAUUUAAUGGAUAUGGCUGUUUUUGACUUUUUGACGGGCAACAUGGAUCGCCACCAUUACGAAACGUUCAAAAUCUUCGGUAACAAUACAUUUACGCUGCACUGUGACCAUGGACGCGGUUUUGGCAAACCAUUCCACGAUGAGCUCUCCAUUUUAGCGCCGCUAUUACAGUGCUGCAUGAUAAGAGCGACAACGCUUGAACGGCUUUUAGAAUUUCAAGCCGGCCCAAAACCAUUGUCAGUUGUGAUGCGCGAAUCGUUAGCAAAAGAUCCGAUAGCGCCGGUUUUGUGGGAACCUCAUUUGGAAGCGCUUGAUCGCCGUGUCGACCUCAUUUUAAAAGGCGUUCGAGAUUGUGUGGCAAAGAAUUCCAUUGAUGACGUUGUGAUUACCUACGAAAAUGUCGUUUUUACUUAGGGCCUUGAACAAAUAAACACAAACAUGCCAUUUACUUGAUUUUCUCACUCUGCCUCUCAAUCGCUCGCUUCCAAAUGUAUUAUUGCUUCAGCCAAUUCAGUCGAUAAGUUCUCGGGGAGAAUCACAAGCAGAGAAUAGGAACACCGAGAUGAUGGAGAAAAACAAGUAGAAUGGCAACAACAACAGCAACAACAAACACUUAUUGUAAUUAAAUUCCUCGUUUUCAUAAGCACUCAAGGAUGGUUAGCGUCGCUAGAUGAUAGAGAAAAUGGACUUAGAAAAUAGAAAAAAAACGUAGAACGGGAGAACAAGAUGAACAAAAAAACAACCAAUGCAACCAAGACUUUUUAAGAUGUAGAUAAAUAAGAACAAAUUCUAUUUAUGUUAGUUCGAGAGAUAAGGUUUACAUUUAUUUCUAACUCCGUUAUAUUAUUAUCAUUAUUACCGCAUGUUUAAACUAUUGAUGAUUCGUUUUAAUAAGCUUUUUUUAGGAAAAAAACAAAUGUUUUAUUUUGAAGUGUGUUUUUUUUUUUUUUUUUAAUUUGACCUUUGCGAAAAAAAAUUACGAUAUUUUUGUUAUGAAAAAAUAUAUAUAUUUGAUUUUAUUGGCGAUGAAAUACUAAUCCAAUGUUGAAAAAUGAUAUUAGACAUGGAUAAUUUUAGCAUAAAAUGUUUUAAGCCAAUUAAGUGAAUCCUGUUUAUAUGAGUUAUGAUGACCUUUAAGUGACGAACGAUGAACGAAAAAAAAAAUACGUUGAAACCAAUCUUUGUGUAUACCUUGAAAAGGAAAUAAAAAUGAACAUUCAAGAAUGUCUUACACUGAAA
Molecule: messenger RNA, 9181 nt
Organism: Sitodiplosis mosellana (orange wheat blossom midge)
Lineage: Eukaryota; Metazoa; Arthropoda; Insecta; Diptera; Cecidomyiidae
Product: extracellular serine/threonine protein CG31145-like
Exons: 16
Coding region: 6830-8356 (508 amino acids)
Biological process (GO): protein phosphorylation
Cellular component (GO): Golgi apparatus
Molecular function (GO): protein serine/threonine kinase activity
Source: RefSeq, a predicted model, not a curated record